Messenger RNA from Polistes canadensis, 1084 nucleotides. RefSeq names its product transcription initiation protein SPT3 homolog (gene Spt3). The record is from RefSeq and is a predicted model, not a curated record. Gene Ontology annotation, biological process: transcription by RNA polymerase II. Gene Ontology annotation, molecular function: protein heterodimerization activity; transcription coactivator activity. The transcript has 5 exons. The coding region runs from base 113 to 1054 and encodes 313 amino acids. NCBI's taxonomy places the organism in Eukaryota, Metazoa, Arthropoda, Insecta, Hymenoptera, Vespidae.
CUAACAAGAUUCGUGUUUUGUGAUUUGAAUUGUGUUUUUCUAUAUCAUUGUUAAAAUUAUAAAUAUUUCGAGUAAUAUUAGUUAAACUAAAUAAUUAUUAAAUUAUUUAAUAAUGGCAGAGGCAUCUGAUUCCAAAUCUACCAAUCGUUAUUAUAAAUCUGAUUCAAAUAAUUUUAUAAGUGAAAUUCGACAAAUGAUGCAUGGAUUUGGUGAUUGUAGUAGCCCAUUAAAAGAAUCAGCAAAAAUAAUAGAAGAAGUUGUAUUACAUCAAAUGAGAGCAAUUGUAAGGAAAGCAUGUGAAAAUGCUGAAAGACGAGGAGUAUUGAAGAAGUCUAAUGUUGUUGGAGCAGAAGAUUUUAUAUUUUUGUUACGCAAAGAUAAAGUUAAAUUACAACGAUUAAUUAAAUAUUUAGAAAUGAAACGGCUGAAAAAUUCAGUCUAUAAAGUUGUGAAAGGCGAUGAUUCAGAUGAUAUUGUAGACAUCGAACAAGCAAAGAAUUAUAAACCAAAGAUUGCAUAUAGAGAAUUUCUUAAAAUGAUAGACAAUACCGGAGAACUUUUGGAAAAUAAAUCUUUUAUAGAUGAAAUUAAAUUAAACAGAUGUGUUCGUGCCGAAAUGAUGUCACGUUCAAUGGAUGAAGCUCGUUAUCUUAAAUUUAGUAAUGCACGAAAUGCAUCAUUCGCAAACAAGAAUCGUCAUAAAUUUAAUGAGUGGAUUUGUAUGGAUGGUGAAAUCACAAUAUCCAAAGAAGGUUAUAUAAUUUUAGGAUAUUUAGCAUACGAAACAGUUGCACAAAUUGUUGAUCUUGUUUUUCUAGUACGACAAGAUCAAACAAAAAUUUAUGGAGAUGCCAUUGAUCGUCUUAAACUUCAUUAUGUUAAUCCAUAUACAUAUAAGCCAUAUUAUCAUGGAAAGGGUGCUACAGCCAAGCCGAUAACACCAGCCGAAAUAAAUGAAGCUCUUAGAAGAUAUUGGUCACCGCAAUUAGAUAUGACAGGACCAUUCCAUCGUUGGUCAGUACAUCCACCUCAUUUAAAAUUUCUUUCUUGUUAAAGUUUGUACUCGUAAAGGAGGUAAGACUUU